AUGGCCUCUUACCACCCAGCAGGACACUUGCAACUGCCUCGAGCUGAUGCCAUUCGUUCUCGUCUCAUUGAUACUUUUUCUCUCAUCGAGCAUCUGCAAGGCUUGAGCCAAGCUGUGCCACGGCACACUAUUCGAGAGAUACUUGAUCCUUCCCAUCAGAAGAAACUUAUGUUGGGAGAUCAACACCAGCUUGUGCGCUUCUACGUAAAGCCUCGUCAUGUAGAACGGAUUACACAUGGCCGGAGACUGACGAGCAGGUUUCUAGUGCGCUGCAGUCACAGACCACCACUUUCUUUGUGGGCUGGAUGGGUCCUUGAGUGUCCUCUAUUCACGAACUUCAUCAUCUUCCUCAUCUUUUUGAAUACAAUUGUACUAAUGGUUGAAAUAGAACUGCUCGAAUCCUCUAACACCAAACUGUGGUCACUGAAGCUGACUCUGGAGGUGGCAGCUUGGUUCAUCUUACUUAUUUUUAUCUUGGAGAUCCUUCUUAUGUGGCUAUCCAGCUUUUUUCUCUUCUGGAAGAAUGCCUGGAAUGUCUUUGAUUUUGUUGUUACCAUAUUGUCCCUGCUUCCUGAGGUUGUGGUGCUGGUAGGGGUAACAGGCCAGUCUGUAUGGCUCCAGUUGCUAAGGAUCUGCCGGGUCCUAAGAUCUCUCAAACUCUUUACACGAUUCCGUCAAGUUCGAGUCAUCAUUUUGGCUCUGGCCAGAGCCCUCAAGAGCAUGACCUUCCUCUUGAUGUUGCUGAUCAUCUUCUUCUACAUUUUUGCUGUGACUGGUAUCUACUUCUUCGAGAAUUACACCCGUUCAACUCGACAGGACCUGAAGUACCACAUGUUCUUCUCGGACCUGCUGAAUUCCCUAGUGACAGUGUUCAUUCUCUUUACCAUGGAUCAUUGGUAUGCAUUGCUUCAGGAAACCUGGAAGGUGCCUGAAGUCAGCCGCACCUUUAGCAGCAUCUAUGUCAUCCUUUCAUUGUUACUUGGUUCCAUUAUCUUUCGAAAUAUCAUAGUAGCCAUGAUGGUUACUAACUUUCAGACUAUCAGGAAUGAGUUGAAUGAGGAGAUGGCACACCUGGAAGUUCAGCACAAAGCCGACAUAUUCAAACGGCAGAUUAUCCAGAGGAGACAAAACCUGUCCCCUGAGGCACUGAGGUCAAGCCUUAGCAAAAUGGAUACCAGGGAUACCAGUCAACAAACAGAAUCUAUGGACUUAUCAGAAACAUUUAAAGAAGAGUCUGAAAACAGUGCCACUGAAGAGGGUUUAAGAGCAUCUGAGUCAAAAACAAGAGAGUCCUGGUCAAAAAAGAAAAGGACAUCUUUCUCUUCUUCCUCUUCCCCUUCCUUUGUUUCCUCUUUUUCUGAAUCCAGAAAUUUUGACUCUAUUGGUCAGUUGGACUGGGAGACUCACGUGCACCAGAAUCUGCCUGGGCUAAUGGACAUGGAUCAGGAAGAACGCGUUGUUUGGCCGAGAGACUCACUCUUCCGAUAUUUUGAGUUGCUAGAAAAGCUUCAGUAUAACCUAGAGGAGCGUAAGCGCUUGCAGGAGUUUGCAGUGCAGGCACUGAUGAGCUUUGAAGACAAGUAAAGCUGAGGAUGGAUGGCUUCGGUAUCUUUGGCAACAGAUAACAAA
Molecule: messenger RNA, 1629 nt
Organism: Pteronotus mesoamericanus
Lineage: Eukaryota; Metazoa; Chordata; Mammalia; Chiroptera; Mormoopidae
Gene: CATSPER2
Product: cation channel sperm associated 2
Exons: 12
Coding region: 1-1584 (527 amino acids)
Biological process (GO): monoatomic ion transport; fertilization; flagellated sperm motility
Cellular component (GO): membrane; CatSper complex
Molecular function (GO): calcium-activated cation channel activity
Source: RefSeq, a predicted model, not a curated record